Messenger RNA from Amblyraja radiata (thorny skate), 3916 nucleotides. Its product is annotated as phosphorylase b kinase gamma catalytic chain, skeletal muscle/heart isoform. Gene Ontology annotation, biological process: glycogen metabolic process; protein phosphorylation. Lineage: Eukaryota; Metazoa; Chordata; Chondrichthyes; Rajiformes; Rajidae. Gene Ontology annotation, molecular function: calmodulin binding; ATP binding; phosphorylase kinase activity. The transcript has 10 exons. The coding region runs from base 1113 to 2282 and encodes 389 amino acids. Gene Ontology annotation, cellular component: phosphorylase kinase complex. The record is from RefSeq and is a predicted model, not a curated record.
UUGUCCACGGUGCUGGUUCUGUGCUCCUGGCGCUUCAAUCGGUGUCCGGGGCAGCCGCUCCUCUCUGCAGCUCAUUGCCCGGACCAGCCAAGAUCUGCAGCUCCUGGGCGGGCAUUCGCUGUCUCUCCCAUCACCGCGCCACUGAAAUCCCUGACAACAUUGUAUGGAAUAGUUUGUGCAGCCUGUCCUGGAAACCUGCAACUUCCUGAAAUUAGAGGACACAACCCGCUCCAGCAGCGGCCUGUCCUGUGCUCACUGACCAGUAUCUGACCGUGUUUACAACAAGUUCGACAUUCCCUCCCUGCUUUGUACCUCAUUCCUCUUUCUUUGAAUCCCGUAUGUGUUGCACCAGUCUCUACGUUAUUUUAAAACAUUUACCCCCUGCACACUCCUUAGAAACUGUGCUAUUUAGCCUGUAUUGCCUUUCAUCAUUUGCAGCAAAACUAUCACAAAACUUCGCGAUUUUCCUUUUACUAUAAUCUAUCUGUGUUUAUUUGUAUUUAUAUGUUGCCUCACUUAGUAUGCAGGAUGUGUUCUAUGUAGAGAGGAAACAUGGUGUCAGUGCAGAAAGGGUACAGUAUGCCGUAAAUAAAUGGUGUAAACCUUCUCAACCGAGGGUCGAGGACACCGGUCGUCGUUGGAACAUUUCAAGGGCUCUCAUAUGGCUGGUCAGCUCAGUGUGGAGUGAACCACGGUGGAAACGCAGAGAGGCACAGCCUGUGUUGGGUGGACUGGGUCAAGUGUUGUGGGGUUUGGGGUUGUGCACCGCACAGUACAGGGAGCCUGGGCCAUUCCUGUGAACCAGCUGUGGCUGCUCCAUGUAUCAGCAGUCCUCCCAGAUCCUCUGAUCUCUGAUUACCUCCUGCCUUGGUUUGGCCUUCUGCCCAUUCUCAUAUUGACCUUUCUGUUCACGGCCUCCUCCAUUGCUACAGUGAGACUAAAUGCACAUUGCCAUACUGACCUUUCUGGCCUGGCAGAGUAAGGGCAGAAGCAAAUUGGAGGAGCAGCAUCUCAUGUUCCAGGCAGCUUGCAACCCAAAUUCAAUCGAUGCUACAAUAAGGAUAUCACCGCUGCUAAUCACAAGAGCCUAAGGCUCCCAAGCACAGUACACCAUGACCCGCGAAGAGGAGAUGCCAGACUGGGAAGGAGCUCAGGAAUUUUACAGCAAAUAUGACCCAAAGGAUAUUCUUGGCCGGGGAGUUAGUAGCGUGGUCAGGCGCUGCGUAGAGAGGAAGACAGAUAUACAGUAUGCCGUGAAGAUUAUUGACAUCACAUCGGAGCAUCUGACCCCAGAGGAGCUGGAAGAGAUUUGUACAUCAACCACGCAGGAAAUUAGCAUCCUCAAAGAAGUCUCGGGCCACCCACAUAUAAUUUCGUUAAAAGACUGCUAUGAAUCCUCAAGCUUCUACUUCUUGGUGUUUGAUCUGAUGAAGAAAGGAGAACUCUUUGACUACCUGACUGAAAAAGUCACAAUGAGUGAGAAGGAGACCAGAAGCAUCAUGCGAGCACUGUUGGAGGUCGUUCAGUUCCUCCAUUCCAAGAACAUCGUGCACCGUGAUCUUAAACCAGAGAACAUACUUCUCGAUGAUGACAUGAAGGUUAAGCUGUCUGACUUUGGGUUUGCCCUACAACUGGCCCCUGGGGAAAAGUUACAAGAACUGUGUGGGACCCCAGGCUACCUGGCUCCAGAAAUCCUCCUGUGCUCCAUGGAUGAAAUGCAUAAUGGCUAUAGCAAAGAAGUGGAUUUGUGGAGCUGUGGGGUGAUCAUGUACACGCUGCUCAGCGGCUCCCCACCAUUCUGGCACAGGAAGCAGAUGCUGAUGCUCAGGAUGAUCAUGGAGGGAAAUUAUAACUUCAAGUCCCUGGAAUGGCAAGACCGGUCCGACACUGUAAAAGACUUGAUAUCUCAGCUGUUGGUGGUCAAACCCGAGGAGCGAUACACGGCCGACCAGGCGCUGGCCCACCCGUUCUUCCAGCAGUACCUGGUGGAGGAGGUUCGUCACUUCAGCCCCUACAGGAAGUUUAAGACCAUCAUCUGGACUGUUCUGGCCUCCGUUCGCAUUUAUUACAAGUACCGACGUGCGAAGCCUCCCAGCAAACAAGUGCUCAUCCGCGAUCCCUACGCUUUUAAGGGAGUUCGUAAAAUCAUCGAUGGCUGUGCUUUCAAAGUGUACGGACAUUGGGUGAAGAAGGGUUUGCAACAGAAUCGAGCAGCUUUGUUUGAGAAUUCUCCAAAAGCCGUCCUGUUCUCCCUGAGGGAGGCCACAGCCCAGCUGGCAUGAAUCCACCCUCCCUGUGGUCAAUGAUGUUAGUUGGUAGAAAUGCAGCACGAGUCUGGCACCGAGCCUUGCCCUGCAUGCUGCUUCUAUUUGUCUUUCUGCUAAGGUGUGCAAUGAGGGUGUAACCUUAUGAAUGCAACUUGCUAAUGUAAACUUAGAGAAGCCGGGUGGUGGUUCAGAUCCCAAGCGGUUCUGCAGUAAGUGCUGAGAAACAUUGGCAUCGGUGUGAUUUGGUAACUUUACACUGGUUUAUAGUCGACCCCUUCCCUCUGCCUGCUGCCCCUGCUUGGCUCACACUGAUGGCUGUGACAUGUUAACCUUGUCUGUCAACAGCCCUCUCCUCCUCGUUGAUCUUUUUCACCAUGCACACCAUCACAAGAACCCCCGUGCUGACCAUCAUCAUGUGGACCCAGAUCCUGACCCCCACCCUCACCCUGAACCCCCAUUACACAAACCCUACCAUCACAAGGAGAUCCACCCUGACCGUGACCACCAUCACGCGGAUCCAGAUCCUCACCAUCACACAGACCCCCACCCUGAACACCCAUUGCAUGGUCCCUGUCCCCACUCUCACCUUGAAUACCAUCACAAGGAACCCCACCCAUAACGCAAUCUCCAUCACAAGGAUCCCUUUCCUCACACUGCCCACGAUCCCUGCUCUCGCCCUGAGCACCCAACCAACAAUCUCCAGCCCUACCUGCAUUUUGGCACUGGGCCACUUACCGAUGGAGACAUGGGAAUCUUUGAUGCAGAACAGACAUCGUGCUGAAGAAAAUACUGAAGCAUUUGUCACCAUGUUCAGCCAAAAGUGUCGUAUUGGCGUCACCCUAAGAUCUCACCAUCACGGAUCCCAUUCUCCUGCCAGUUUUACUCGCUGCACAUGAUUGGGAUUCAACUGAGAGCUCUGGAUGUAGCAAAGUCUGCGGGAUCAGUCAACGUUCCCAUCGUUGUAAUGAAGACCUGUGAUCCACUAACAAUGGCAGAUAAGCUGCUCCAGCACCGUUGCAACAUCUAUCUAACACUGGGGGAAACUAGCCCAAUAUGUCCUCUUCACCAAAACAGGACAAACCCAGUCCAACUAAUUAUCGCCCAAUCAUUCUGCUUUCAGUAACGUGACUGAAGGUAUCAUCAACAGUGUGAUCCAUUGGCACUUGCUCUCCAAUGCCAUUCUACUGUAGAACCCUGAGCUACAAGAAUCAGAAGGGGGGGGGGUUUAAUUACAAUUUUAAGGGGCACAGGGAGAGAGAGAUUGAGGCUUACAUGUGCACAGGUCAUUGAGCGGGUAGGUCAAGAGAGCCAUCGCAAAAAGACACAAAAUCCUGGGCUCUAUAAAGAGAGGCACAGAAUGCAAGAACAAGGCAGUCAUGAAGAACUUCUAUCAAACUAAUUCAGCCACAACUGGAGUAUUGUGUCCAGUUGUGUGUGCCACACUUCUAGAAAUAUGGCUUUGGAGAAGGUGGAGAAGUAAUUUAAUAAAAUGACUCCAGGGGUGAGGAAUUUCAGUUGUGUGGAAAGGCUAGAGAAGCUAGGAUUGUUCAUCUUGAACAGAGGAGGUUGUGGGGGGAAUGUGAAAUAAUUGGAAGUAUGGACUAUGUAGAUAGACUGUUCCCAUUGUUGAGGGGAGGUAGGCAAAAAAA